CCGAGUACUGUGACAGGGGUCUGGCUACGCGAGACUAGGUGUCGAGAACAGUCCCCUACCGUCAUCGGGAAGAUUUUCUUUUUCACCUCGUUGUAGCUGCGAUUGGUGUGUUUGCGAGUUGAGAGUGUUAGAAUAUUUAGAGGUUCUGGCCAUUUCACUGAAGGAAAAAAGAAUUGUGUGAAGUGGUGGGGAAGGUGGAGUUCAGUCAUUAACGUGUCUUUUAGAGAUGGGAAAUCAAAUCAGUGGACAGAAAAAGGAAUUGUGUGAAGCAGUGGAGAAAGGUGAUAUUCAGUCAGUAACGCGUCUUUUGGAGAUGCAAGUUGACAUCAAUACACGUGAUGAGGAUGGGGACACUCUUCUGAUAAAAGCAUGUUGGAAGAAGAACAAGGAGAUGGUUGAGUUUCUACUCGCUAAAUCAGUGGAUGUUAAUGGGACUGACUGGAGGGGAUGUACGGCUUUGAUUGUAUCUGCAUUCAUUGGAUCAGAAGAGAUCACUGAUCUGUUACUGAAUGUCAAAGAUAUUGAUGUGAUGAAGAAAGAUGAUAUUUUGGGAAUCACAGCCAUCCAUUAUGCUGCACAGAAUAAUCACGUGACCAUUGUAGAGAGACUUUCGUCUUGUUCUGUUCCUGUUGAUAUCAAUGAUAAUGAUGGUUGUACACCACUGUGGUGGGCUGCCAUGGAUGGUCAUGUGCGUUGCGUUGAUGUUCUUCUAAAACAUGGAGCGAGUCCCCAACAUGAGAAUAAGUAUGGUGGAUCACCACUGGAGAUUGCCAAGCAAUGGGGUCGCAGUGAUGUGGUUGAGAUGAUGGAAGAAGCCAUAAGAUUGAGAUCUGAUGUCUAUGUGGAGAGAGACAUGUCUAUCAUGAGACAUCAAUAUGAAGAGAAAAUUGCUGAACUGCAGAGUGAAGUGGAGAAGAAGACAGAAGAAUUAAGACAAUCAUCUCUGGUUCAUGAGAUUGAAGUGACGACUUUGAGAAACGAAAUCCAAGAGAAAGAGAAGGAAAUACGACGUCUCAGAAUGUCAGCAGCUGAUAGAGUAGGACAAGCACACACAUUGUUCACAUGGUUUUAA
Molecule: messenger RNA, 1072 nt
Organism: Corticium candelabrum
Lineage: Eukaryota; Metazoa; Porifera; Homoscleromorpha; Homosclerophorida; Plakinidae
Product: cyclin-dependent kinase 4 inhibitor C-like
Exons: 10
Coding region: 227-1072 (281 amino acids)
Biological process (GO): regulation of gene expression
Cellular component (GO): nucleus
Molecular function (GO): protein binding
Source: RefSeq, a predicted model, not a curated record